Molecule: messenger RNA, 827 nt
Organism: Dendronephthya gigantea
Lineage: Eukaryota; Metazoa; Cnidaria; Anthozoa; Malacalcyonacea; Nephtheidae
Exons: 5
Coding region: 84-827 (247 amino acids)
Biological process (GO): DNA recombination; DNA repair
Cellular component (GO): cytoplasm; chromosome
Molecular function (GO): four-way junction helicase activity; 3'-5' DNA helicase activity; ATP binding
Source: RefSeq, a predicted model, not a curated record
UGUGCUACGAAGGUCAUGGCGUUGAGGCUGGUACUGUGAAUUUCUUUCUUGCCGAGAGUGGGAUUAUACAGCAUUUUCGAAGCAUGCACCGUAGCAUUGCUGUUGACGAUGAAAUGCAGAGGAAGUGCAAGGAACUUUUCGAACAACUGCAUGGGCAAGAGACUGCCAAGGUUGUAGAGCAAUUAUCUGCCCUUCGUUUACAGCAGCAGAAGGAUAACAGUGCAUCCCAUUGUUAUUCUAUGUUUACUGUAACAUAUGAGACCAAUCAGACAGUGUCAAGCGAAGCAUCGAUGGAUAUUGUGGCAAGAAAUGAACGAGAAGCGACAAAAUUAUAUGGCUUGGUACUAAAAGAUCAAGGGAUCCUAAAGCCUCUGGGAUGUGUGCCUUGUAUAAUCACUGUGAAACCAUACAAAUGCGACAAACGAGGACAGUCGUAUAAAGUCUGGGGCAAUGAUGAUAAAAUAUAUGUUGAAUGUUUCAUACCUGGCAAUAAGAUGAAUUUACUCAACAGUGACAGAACUCAACCACUCCAGCAACCACAACCAGUUAUGGCAAAUUCAGUUGGAAAGUUUAGUCUUUUUAAAACCCCACUGGAAGUUUUGAGAUCUGUUUUUGGAUAUGAAGACUUUCGGCCCAAACAACUUGAAUCGAUUGAACACAUUGUCUCGGGAGAGGAUGUUAUUGUUGUUAUGCCAACUGGAGGUGGGAAAACAGUCAUUUAUGCAAUACCAAGUCUGAUUUUGCCAGGUAUGGCUGUGGUUAUAUGUCCUUUAAUGAUGCUAAUGUGUGACCAGGUGGCCAGACUACGACGUCUUGAAAAAAAUUAA